Messenger RNA from Monopterus albus (swamp eel), 1094 nucleotides. It is a transcript of the gene c1qtnf9, whose product is annotated as C1q and TNF related 9. Lineage: Eukaryota; Metazoa; Chordata; Actinopteri; Synbranchiformes; Synbranchidae. The transcript has 3 exons. The coding region runs from base 1 to 1011 and encodes 336 amino acids. Gene Ontology annotation, molecular function: protein binding. The record is from RefSeq and is a predicted model, not a curated record.
AUGAGGUUUGGUGUGACCCUUGUGCUUCUUCUACUGGUAUUCAGGGGUGUUGCACAGGAAGAAACCCAAGGUAAAGGCUGUGUUUGUGGAUACCCUGGAAUACCAGGGGACCCUGGGCACAAUGGGUCUCCUGGCAGAGAUGGGCGAGAUGGACUAAGAGGUGACAAAGGUGAUCAAGGUGAAGUUGGCCCUGUUGGACCAGCAGGCAAUGAUGGUCACAAGGGAAACAAAGGGGAACCUGGUGCAGUUGGCCCAGCAGGGCUCAAAGGAAAAAGGGGAGAUAAUGGAGAACGGGGGCCCCCUGGGAAAAUGGGGCCUCAAGGAGUCCAAGGGCCCAUGGGUUUGAAAGGAAAUAAGGGAGAGCUCGGGCUGCCUGGACCCCAGGGUCUCAAAGGGGAUUUGGGGCCUCCUGGGCCAGAGGGUCCAAAGGGGGAAAUUGGCCUUCAAGGUGACAGAGGCAUUCAGGGACCACUGGGAGUCCCUGGAAGGCCAGGCCCCAAGGGGGAAAUUGGUGUUCCAGGUCACAAAGGCAGCAUUGGAUAUCGUGGGGACAAGGGAGCCCGAGGAGAGACGGGAGAGAAGGGUGAAAAGGGCGAUGCACUUGUUAUUCCUAAAAGCGCCUUCUCUGUGGGCCUCACAGCACAAACUAAACUCCCAUUAGCCAACAUGCCGAUCCGGUUUGACAAGAUUAUUUACAACCAACAAAAUCACUAUGACCUACAAACAGGAAGAUUCACCUGCUCUGUGGCAGGAGCCUAUUUCUUUACUUACUACAUCACUGUCUUCUCCAGAAAUGUUAAAGUGGUUCUCAUGAAGAAUGGGGAAAAGAUCAUUCACACCAUGGAUAACUACCAGAACAGUGAGGACCAAGCAGCAGGGGGUGCUGUGCUGCACCUGAACGUGGGGGAUAAGGUGUGGCUGCAGGUAGUUGGAGGAGAGCUCUUCAAUGGGCUUUUUGCUGAUGAAGAUGAUGACACCACCUUCUCUGGAUUCUUAAUCUUUGGGGCUUGAUUACUUUAUUAUGGCUUGUAUUAGAAACAGUAAGAUAAUUUAAAUAAUAGAAAUCAGUCAGCAGAGAUCAGCCUGCCUCUAAA